Molecule: messenger RNA, 3620 nt
Organism: Nilaparvata lugens (brown planthopper)
Lineage: Eukaryota; Metazoa; Arthropoda; Insecta; Hemiptera; Delphacidae
Product: zinc finger protein Xfin-like
Exons: 7
Coding region: 124-3276 (1050 amino acids)
Biological process (GO): regulation of transcription by RNA polymerase II
Cellular component (GO): nucleus
Molecular function (GO): RNA polymerase II cis-regulatory region sequence-specific DNA binding; DNA-binding transcription activator activity, RNA polymerase II-specific
Source: RefSeq, a predicted model, not a curated record
CUUGGUAUAGAAGAUAGAACAAAGAACAACCCCCAGCCAAGCGCACAAGGCAGCCCACGCUAAUAAAGGAGUAUUUACAUUGAUUUAGUCUCCAGUAUUUUUAGCUAUAAUAUCGUUAAAAUCAUGGAAUGUAUUGUGGAUCCUGAGCCAUCAAAGGUCUCUGAUGAAGGGCCAGUAGAGGUAUCAGACAUCAAAAACAUGAUUGAUACAGAAGACAGGCUUGGUAAGCUGGAACUUCUCGAAGAAGAAGAGGUGGAACCUGAGCCAUCAAGGGUCUCUGAUGAAGGGCCAGCAGAGAUAUCAGACAUCAAAGACAUGACGUAUACAUUCGACAGCAUAUCCAGACUUAGCGAGCUGAAACUUCUCGAAGAAGAACAGGUAUCAUCCACCCCUGUACAAGUGGAGCAAUCAAUCUCAAACGAAGGAGUCAACUUGAUGGAAAAUGAAUGCAAAGACAAGGAACGACCAUCUAACAAAGAGAUAACUCUACCCACUGCCUAUGUCAAACUGUAUCGCAUUGGAUUGCUGGAUAGAAUUGCUAGAACCCUUCACCAAACGCAGCGCUCUGAUGACGAUUAUGAUGAUGUUGAUAAUGAUUAUGAACCAUCAUCAGCUGAUAGUGGGAGUGAUUCGUCUGCAGAAGAGGAGGGAGAAGGCAACAAUGAAGAAAUGGAACCAUCAUCAGCUAAUAGUGGGAGUGAUUCGUCUGCAGAAGAGGAGGGAGAAGGCAUCAAUGAAGAAAUGGUACAAGAAGAGAGGGUUUCAUACAAAACUUCUUCUAAAAAGCAUCAUCAAUGUAUAUUCUGUGCAAAAAACUUCUCUCGGUCUAGUGAUUUAACUUCUCAUUUGCGUAUUCACACCAAUGAGAAGCCUUUCCCAUGUACAAUCUGUACAAAAAGAUUUCCUCAUUCAAGUUAUUUGACAUCUCAUUAUCGUAUUCACACCAAAGAGAAGCCUUAUCAGUGUACAGUCUGUACAAAAACGUUCUCUCAUUCUGGUCAUCUAAACAUUCACAUACGAACUCACACCAAAGAGAAGCCUUUUCCAUGUACAGUCUGCACCAAAAGGUUCUCUGUGUCUAGUGCUUUGACUGUUCAUAUGCGCACUCACACUAAAGAGAAGCCAUUCCAGUGUACAAUCUGUACAAAAAGGUUCUCCCGGUCUAGUAAUUUAACUUCUCAUUUGCAUAUUCACACCAAUGAGAAGCCUUUCCCAUGUACAAUCUGUACAAAAAGAUUUUCUCGUUCAAGUUAUUUGUCAUCUCAUUAUCGUAUUCACACCAAAGAGAAGCCUUAUCACUGUACAGUGUGUACAAAAACGUUCUCUCAUUCUGGUCAUCUAACCAUUCACAUACGAACUCACACCAAAGAGAAGCCUUUUCCAUGUACAGUCUGCACCAAGAGGUUCUCUCAAACUGGUAAUUUAACUUCUCAUAUGCGGACUCAUACCAAAGAGAAGCCAUUCCAGUGUACAGUCUGUACUAAAAGGUUCUCUUGGUCUAACAGUUUGACACAUCAUAUGUGUAUUCACACCAAAGAGAAGCCAUUCCAGUGUACAGUCUGUACAAAAAGGUUUUAUGAUUAUAGCCAUUUGACUAUUCAUAUGCGUACCCAUACCAAAGAGAAGCCAUAUCAGUGUACAGUCUGCACCAAAAGGUUCUCUGUGUCUAGUUCUUUGACUCGUCAUAUGCGUACACACACCAAAGAGAAGCCUUUUCAUUGUACAGUCUGUUCCAAACGAUUUUCUGAGUCCAGUAGUUUGACUUCUCAUUCCCGUAUUCAUUCCAAAGAGAAACCUCAUCAGUGUACAUUCUGUACAAAAAGGUUUUCUCAGUCUAGCAAUUUGACCAUUCAUUUGCGCACUCACACCAAAGAGAAGCCAUUCCAGUGUACAGUCUGUACAAAAAGGUUUUCUCAGUCUAGCACUUUGACCACUCAUUCGCGCACUCACACCAAAGAGAAGCCGUAUCAGUGUAUAUUCUGCACCAAAAGGUUCUCUGAGUCUCGUAGCUUGACCUGUCAUAUGCGUACUCACACGGAAGAGAAGCCAUUCCAGUGUACAAUCUGUACAAAAAGUUUCUCUUUGUCUUGUAAUUUAACUACUCAUAUGCGCACUCACAACAAAGAGAAGCCUUAUCAGUGUACAGUCUGCACCAAGAGGUUCUCUCAAACUGGUAAUUUAACUUCUCAUAUGCGGACUCAUACCAAAGAGAAGCCAUACCUGUGUACAGUCUGCACCAAAAGGUUCUCUGAGUCUGGUGCCUUGACUGUUCAUAUGCGUACACACACCAAAGAGAAGCCAUAUCAGUGUACAGUCUGUACAAAAAGAUUUUCUCAGUCCUAUAAUUUGACUUCUCAUUUCCGUAUUCACACCAAAGAGAAACCUCAUCAGUGUACAGUCUGCACCAAGAGGUUCUCUCAAACUGGUAAUUUAACCAUUCAUUUGCGCACUCACACCAAAGAGAAGCCAUUCCAGUGUACAGUCUGUACAAAAAGGUUUUCUCAGUCUAGCAAUUUGACCACUCAUUCGCGCACUCACACCAAAGAGAAGCCGUAUCAGUGUACAUUCUGCACCAAAAGGUUCUCUGAGUCUCGUAGCUUGACCUUUCAUAUGCGUACUCACACGGAAGAGAAGCCAUUCCAGUGUACAAUCUGUACAAAAAGUUUCUCUUUGUCUUGUAAUUUAACUACUCAUAUGCGCACUCACAACAAAGAGAAGCCUUAUCAGUGUACAGUCUGCACCAAGAGGUUCUCUCAAACUGGUAAUUUAACUUCUCAUAUGCGGACUCAUACCAAAGAGAAGCCAUACCUGUGUACAGUCUGCACCAAAAGGUUCUCUGAGUCUGGUGCCUUGACUGUUCAUAUGCGUACACACACCAAAGAGAAGCCAUAUCAGUGUACAGUCUGUUCCAAACGAUUUUCUCAGUCCUAUAAUUUGACUUCUCAUUUCCGUAUUCACACCAAAGAGAAACCUCAUCAGUGUACAGUCUGCACCAAGAGGUUCUCUCAAACUGGUAAUUUAACUUCUCAUAUGCGGACUCAUACCAAAGAGAAGCCAUACCUGUGUACAGUCUGCACCAAAAGGUUCUCUGAGUCUGGUGCCUUGACUGUUCAUAUGCGUACACACACCAAAGAGAAGCCAUAUCAGUGUACAGUCUGCACCAAAAGGUUCUCUUAUUCUCAAAGUUUGACAUAUCACAUGCGUACUCACACCACAGAGAAGCCAUAUUCCAGUAUACAGUCCGCACCAGAAGGUUCUCUGAGUCUGGUGUCUUGACUGGUCAUAUGUACUUACUCCAAAGAGAAGCCUUUUCAAUGAACAUUUUGUAAAAAAAUAUUCUACAUGCUUAAUCCAUUAUCAAGUUAUUUUUUAACAAUUCAAUAUUCCAAAACUUGUUGAUUUUUGUUGUAUUUUAUAUUUAAAAGUUUUUUAAAAAGUCUACUAUGGAAUUAUUUUUUAACUAACAAAUCAUUUAGCCCUGAUGAAGUAAUUUAUUAGAAAAUAUUCUAUUCUAUUUACUCAUAUCUUUGUGUGCUCAUCAUGAUAAAUAACUUGACACUUGUGUAUUAUGAAAUAUGUAUCAUAAGAAUGUUAUACUAUUUAUAUUAAAUAUUUUAUGU